CCCCCCGGCUCGGAGCGACCGCUGCCCGCCCGCAGCGCCCCGUCGCCGGGUAACGCGCGGCCCCGGCGCCAUGGCACAGCCCGGCCCGCGCACCAGCGAGCUGUACCGCACCAGCCCCGGCCUGCCCGGCCGCUUCCAGCAGCCCGCCUGCUUCCAGGGCUACGGGAUGCCGCAGCCUCACCCCCGGUACCGGACCAGCAGCCAGGCGUACGGCAGCAAAGCCCCCACGGUGCACGAGGUGCCGACCUCUUUCCAUGUCACUUCGCACACCUUUUCCAAAACUCUGGCACAGUGUGGCAUGUACAGAAACAACGGGCUCAACACCUCCCUGGAGAAAAGCCAUGUCACUGGUGUGGGCAACUUCAUCACCGCCCAUGACCACCUCGAUUUCCACCCCAGCUACAACGCCAGCGGCCCCUCGCACUGCUAGCUGGCACCGGUGGCCAUGGCAGUGGUUUAUUGCUGGCUGCCUCGGUGAAAAACCAGAAAAAAACCAACAACCAAGCAAGCAAACAACAGCACUGACCUUGGCCAAACCAUGCCGCUAAGCCUCGUGUGAAGGCAUGACAGGAGCACGCCACCGUCACGCUGCAGAUGCUGAAUGCGGUUACGGGCUAUUUCAUCAAGAAUAAGGUGGGUUUCGGCUCCUGUCAUGUUGUUAGCGCCCGUGGGUGCAGGUCACCUCUCAGCGCAGCCUUGGGAUGUCACGGGUGUUGCCACUGAGGACAGUAAAACUGUAUAGACCAUCAGGAAAAUAACGUGGCACACUAAGCAGCAGCAGGAUAAUGCACAUGCUUCACACUAUUAACCACGUUAAGUCAGGUUUCAAUGAGAAUUUUGCUCCUGAACACAGGGGAAGAGGAAAAUAAAAAUCUUUCAGUUUGGUAAUGUGA
Molecule: messenger RNA, 893 nt
Organism: Falco peregrinus (peregrine falcon)
Lineage: Eukaryota; Metazoa; Chordata; Aves; Falconiformes; Falconidae
Gene: PIERCE1
Product: piercer of microtubule wall 1
Exons: 3
Coding region: 71-430 (119 amino acids)
Biological process (GO): axoneme assembly
Cellular component (GO): axonemal microtubule
Source: RefSeq, a predicted model, not a curated record